AUGUCCAAUAAUCUAACGGCUCCAUCUUUAUCUUUAAAGGGUUGGUAUUAUUUAUAUCAUUACGAUAAAGAAAUGGUGGAAGAAGAAUGGUAUGAAACUACUAGAAUGGUUGCGAAACAUACCGAAAAAGAAAACGUAGAAAAAGUUUAUUCGCACACUAAUCCUUUUAUAAGAAAUUUUAUCAGACGAUCUAUUAAAGGAGGAAGAGUUUCGGAAAAUAGAAAAUCAUUUGAAACGAACAAAAUGGAUGAAAUUUGUAACGUAUUAAAGGAAUAUAUUUCACAAACUGACACAGAAAGUAAUAACAUAAUUGAUUUAUUUAAAGAAUACAGUGCAAGCACAAAAGACAAAACGGAGGUUCAUUCGAGACUUAAAAAAACAGAAUGUACUAAACUAAUGGCAUUUGAUGCUAACGGUUUAUACGCUUCCGCCAUGUCGGAUUUAGACAGUGAAUAUCCGAGAGCGGAAAGUGGAAGACCGUUUCUACCAGAAGAAGAAAAAGAAUUUGUAAAACUCUUCAAUAAACAAAAAUUCAGACCUAGAACAGCUAUUUUAACAGUUUGGUUUGAAUAUCCCAAAAAAAUGUUCUUCCAACCGAUACCAGCUAAAGAUAAAAUCACUUUCACGAAUAAAGAAGGUAAAAAGGAAACUGGUAACAAAAUCAGGUUCAGAAAUGGUUUCUGUCACGACGUUUUAACAUCGGUCGAUAUUCAAGAAAUAGUGAAAGCCGGUGGACGAAUUAUUAGAAUAUUAGAUGAAAUUGAAGAAAAAGAGAUUACUACCGAAGAUAGUAAAUCUACACGACUAACACCUAGUCAUUUGGGAUCAUUCGUUUUAUCUCACAGUAAAAAAAUAACUAGAACCGUUAUAACGUUACCGAAACAGUGCGCAUCCAACCUGAUACAUCGAUAA
Lottia gigantea (owl limpet) is the source of this 912-nucleotide messenger RNA. RefSeq lists its product as hypothetical. NCBI's taxonomy places the organism in Eukaryota, Metazoa, Mollusca, Gastropoda, Lottiidae. The record is from RefSeq and is a predicted model, not a curated record. The transcript has 2 exons. The coding region runs from base 1 to 912 and encodes 303 amino acids.